GCUUUUCCACUCUUCUCUCUCUCUUUUUUGAUAAUUACAAUUUUUUAAUUAAAGUGUAAUAUAUUUCAAUUAAUAAUUUAUUAAUUUUUUUUCCUUUUUUUUUUUAUGUGAGUAAAAUAUAAAGAGCGAGUGCAGUAGGGGAGAGAGAGAGAGAGAGAGAGAGAGAGAGAGAGUGAAUCUCUCUGCGAAGCCUUUUCACGAACAGGUUGUGUGCUCCCAAACAAAAAUUGAACCUCCCGUGAGUUUCAAUCCAGUGUUUUGUAUUUCGAUCCCCUUCCCUUUUCCUCUGAAAACUCUUUAUGUACGGACAGAUCUCAGUUGCUAAUGAAAAUGAGAGCGUAGUGGUAGAAGAAAGAAGAAGAAGGACGGACAGAGAUCGGAGUUGGAGAGAGAGAGUGAGUGCUGGCUUUUUUGAGGAAUGGUAUAAAUGGAACUUUGCAAGGACGGAUUAGGAAUAUGAAGUUUUAUAUAUCGACUUCGGGGAUUAAGAAGGUGACGAUAUCGAGCUCCGGUAAAGGAGCUCCGGCAACGGCGUCUCGUCGGGUUUCUAGCCGGACAUUUUUGCCGGUGGUUCUGGUUCUGGGGAUUCUUUUGCCCUUCCUUUUCGUUAGAAUUGCGUUUUUGGUGCUUGAAUCUGCCACUGCUUGUUCUUCCACUAUCGAUUGUAUAGGAUGGAGGUUUUUCAGAGGGAGCGAUUCGUCUUUGAAGCUCAGGGACGAGCUGACAAGGGCACUAGCAGAAGCAACUGAAGGCAACGUUAAUAAUGAGGAAGUGAAUGAUUCAUUCAACGAGCUUGUGAAAGAUAUGACGUCAAAACGCCAAGACCUCAAGGCUUUCGCUUUCAAGACAAAGGCUAUGCUUUCAAGAAUGGAGCAGAAGGUCCAGUCAGCCAGGCAGCGUGAAUCGAUUUACUGGCAUUUAGCUUCACAUGGUGUCCCCAAGAGCGUACAUUGUCUUUGCCUCAAAUUGGCUGAAGAGUAUGCUGUAAAUGCUGUGGCUCGAUCUCGUUUACCGCCUCCUGAAUAUGUUUCUCGCCUUUCUGACCCAUCCUUUCAUCAUCUUGUUCUUCUAACUGAUAAUGUCCUUGCUGCUUCUGUUGCUGUCUCUUCUACUGUCCAAAACUCUGCCAACCCUGAGAAAUUGGUGUUUCACAUUGUCACUGACAAGAAAACUUAUACUCCAAUGCAUGCUUGGUUUGCAAUUAAUUCUAUUAAAUCAGCAGCUGUGGAAGUCAAGGGAUUGCAUCAAUAUGAUUGGUCUCAGGAUGUUAAUGUUGGAGUUAAAGAGAUGUUGGAGAUUCAUCGUUUAAUUUGGAGCUAUUACUAUAAUAAUUUGAAAGAACAGGACUUUGAAUAUAAUGGAGAACCUAAAAGAUACUUAGAGGCAUUAAGUCCCAGUUGUCUUUCCCUCAUGAAUCAUCUCCGAAUCUAUAUUCCUGAGCUGUUUCCAGAUCUCAACAAAAUAGUUUUCUUGGACGAUGAUACCGUAGUACAGCGUGACAUAUCACCUUUAUGGGAUUUGGAUCUCGAGGGGAAAGUUAUUGGUGCAGUUAAUUCAUUGUGUGGAAAUGACUGUUGCCCAGGAAGAAAAUAUAAAGACUACUUGAAUUUUUCAUAUCCUAUUAUAUCAUCCAACUUUGAUCCUGACCGUUGUGCGUGGCUGUAUGGCAUGAACGUCUUUGAUCUUGAAGCUUGGAGGGGGUCCAAUAUAACUGCAAGUUACCGUCAUUGGUUAAAGCUUAGCCUUCAAGCUGGGUUGGCAUUAUGGUAUCCAGGAGUAAUUGCACCAUCCUUGAUGGCAUUUGAGGGUCAUGUGCAUCCUAUUGGUCCAUCAUUCCAUGUUGAUGGCUUAGGUUAUCGAAACCCAGAAGUUGACAGGGAACUUUUGGAAGCUGCUACAGUUAUACAUUUCAGCGGUCCUGCAAAACCAUGGCUUGAAAUUGCGCUUCCAGAGGUACGUGUGUUAUGGAAUAAACAUGUAAAUUCUUCGAACAAGUUUAUAAAAAAAUGUAGAAUCAUGGGGUGAAGGGGACAAAGUUCUCUCAUUCUCACAUAUUCAUUUUGGGGCAAAAACCAUGGGCACAGUUUGGGACCAGAGGGAAGAAGGUUUUGCCUUCAGUCUCUGCUCACACUAGGCUCUGGACAUAUAUAAUAUGGGUUAUUUUCAUGUCCAUAGUAGAAAAAUAGAUGAAGGUACCAUGGAAUACACGAUAGAGUAAAAGAUCUUCAACCGUCGAAGAGAUAUAUAAUGAUCAUGAUUGUAGCUCUCUAACAAUAUUGUAAAGUUUGUCGAGCAAGUAAAAUUACUUAUUCUGGAA
Messenger RNA from Ziziphus jujuba (common jujube), 2317 nucleotides. Its product is annotated as probable galacturonosyltransferase 15. The record is from RefSeq and is a predicted model, not a curated record. The coding region runs from base 457 to 2025 and encodes 522 amino acids. The transcript has 7 exons. Lineage: Eukaryota; Viridiplantae; Streptophyta; Magnoliopsida; Rosales; Rhamnaceae. Gene Ontology annotation, molecular function: polygalacturonate 4-alpha-galacturonosyltransferase activity.